ACAGAAAAAAAAAUUCUGAACCAAUGGACUGCAGACAUAGUACAGGAGAUGACCAGAGACUGAGGACACAGUACAGGGGAUGACCAGAGACUAAGGACACAGUACAGGGGAUGACCAGAGACUGCGGAUAUAGUACAGGAGAUGGCCAGAGACUGCGGACAUAGUACAGGAGAUGGCCAGAGACUGCGGACACAGUACAGGAGACGGUCAGAGACUGCGGACACAGUACAGGAGAUGACCAGAGACUGCGGACACAGUACAGGAGAUGACCAGAGACUGCGGACACAGUACAGGAGAUGACCAGAGACUGCGG
This is a messenger RNA of Staurois parvus, 313 nucleotides long. The record is from the annotation of a GenBank genome assembly. NCBI's taxonomy places the organism in Eukaryota, Metazoa, Chordata, Amphibia, Anura, Ranidae.